Messenger RNA from Blastocystis hominis, 485 nucleotides. RefSeq lists its product as hypothetical. The transcript is spliced from 2 exons. The coding region runs from base 1 to 474 and encodes 157 amino acids. Lineage: Eukaryota; Bigyra; Opalinata; Blastocystidae. The record is from RefSeq and is a predicted model, not a curated record.
AUGAAAGCACGCAUUGUGGCCAUCGAAAAGGAAAUCCAGCACGUGGCCACGCAGUCCCGUUCUCGAGACAACGAGCUCUAUCUGCUGCAGUUGCAGUUGCAGGAAUUGCAGCAGACGGUUUCCUCGUUGCAGAGAAGCACGCACAUUCUCAAGUCCUGGCUGGUGUUCGUGAUCCUGGGCGUGAGCGUGCUCUCUCUCUACAAGCGACUUCGCAAAAUGUGCAGAGAGGAAGCGGAUCGGAAGAGGCAGCGACUGCUCUCGCACCUGCAGAAGCAGGUAGCGGUGCUGCAGGAUCAAGUGAACUUUUUGACGGAGCGAACAGCGCAUUUGCAGAAGGAAUACUCGCCGAUCGGACUGUCGCUUUCGAGACAGCAAAGCGAGAGACGAUCGAAUUCGGGGGAGAAGGAGGGCGGAAAGAAGCGAUCGAAGCGAGGACGCGCCACGCUGAGUCGAAGCAAAAGCUGGCUAAACUGAUUGUACCAUAC